AUGAUGGACGAAGAACUGGGUGGGCUCAAUGAAGACGAUUUUGUUAUACCGCCUGUAAAAUAUGAAUUCUUAUAUGUUAUAUUCCUAAACCCUUGUGCAACUAAUCCUUUCAGACUACAUGCUUGGGGUGAUACAUUGCAAGAGGCUUUUGAACAGUGUGGCAUGGCCAUGUUUGGUUACAUGACGGAAAUGGAUUAUGUACAGAUAAAAGAGGUCCAUACCAUCGAAGCUAAUGCUGACGAUUUAAUGGGACUCCUCUACCAUUUUCUUGAUGAAUUACUCUUUCUGUUUUCCGUUGAACCGUUUUUGAUAUGUAAGAAACUUGUCAUUACAGAGUUUAAUACCGAGGAGUUUAGAAUAGUAUGCAAGUGUUUUGGUGAGGAGUUCCAGAUAGGUAAACACCCUCAGGGCACUGAGGUGAAGGCGAUCACAUAUUCUGCCAUGCAAAUUAUAGAUCAACCUAAGAAUAAUAAGUAUGAGGUUUUUGUUAUAAUUGAUAUUUAA
Molecule: messenger RNA, 504 nt
Organism: Danaus chrysippus (African queen)
Lineage: Eukaryota; Metazoa; Arthropoda; Insecta; Lepidoptera; Nymphalidae
Source: the annotation of a GenBank genome assembly